Molecule: messenger RNA, 6224 nt
Organism: Colius striatus (speckled mousebird)
Lineage: Eukaryota; Metazoa; Chordata; Aves; Coliiformes; Coliidae
Gene: SOAT1
Product: sterol O-acyltransferase 1
Exons: 17
Coding region: 1153-2808 (551 amino acids)
Biological process (GO): cholesterol metabolic process; cholesterol efflux
Cellular component (GO): endoplasmic reticulum membrane
Molecular function (GO): cholesterol O-acyltransferase activity; cholesterol binding; fatty-acyl-CoA binding
Source: RefSeq, a predicted model, not a curated record
GCGGGCACGCGAGCGCGGCAUGGACGGGCACGGGCACAACCGGGCACAGUGAACAGGCACGGACCGAGCGGCAAGACCCCGGGUUACCGCUGGAUUGCGCCCUCGGAGGGUCCUCCCUUCUUGGCCACGAUUCGAGGUCAGGCACCGGCAACCAGGCUGGAGGCCGUGGCAGUGGGCCCAAGGUUGCCCUCAUGCUGAAUCCAAGCCCUGACUCCUUCAGCACGCUUUCCUUGCAGGUGGUGAACCCAAGAAGGCAUGAAGUGUGAAGCCAGGGUCGCGUACCCGGCUGGAGAAGACAGCGGUGGGUGGGCCUGUCCCAAGACAUGCGUGUCUCCCCGUCCAUAGCUCACCAGGUCCUGGGCAAACUCCCCAGGCACCUGCCAGGACCUGGUCUCCUGGCCAGGGGUGUGGAGAAAGAGGAAGGCGCUGCUCUGUGAAUAGCAUCAGGCAUGUUGGUGGCCAAGAGGAAGAGGAAAGCACUGCUGUGUGAAUAACACCAGGCAUGUUGGUGGCCAGGAGGAAGAAGAAGGCACUGCUAUGUGAAUAGCAUUAGGCAUGUUGGUGGCCAAUAGGAAGAAGAAGACACUGCUAUGUGAAUAACACCAGGCAUGUUGACAGCAACGUCUUAUUAUCUAGUGGCUGAACAUACACCCUAUUCUGUAACUAAUUGGUAAGCUGGCUUAUAUCAGCUUCAGUAGUAUUGGCAUAAGGCUCUCCAAAGCAGAAGGGAGGUGGUUUCAUCCUGAAAGACAAUGGUGCUGGUUACAGUUUUGAGGACCUAAGCUCUUGGAAGUAUUUUGCUCUCCAUCGUAGUUGCUAUUUCAUCAAUGCUUUGGCAAUGUUUCAUCACUGUGGAUGAGCUACAGCAUCGCUGAUCUUGGAUGCCCUUGCCACAUCACAAGGGACUGACAUGGCAGUGACAAAUUGGCUUGGUAACCCUCAGAGCCAGUCAGCUUCCAAGCAGCCAUGGUAACCUGUGGCUGGACCAACCUCGAUGUGGGGUGGAAAGAUGGCCCGUGACAUUGCUGCUCAGCAUCGCUGUGUGAAAAGCAGGCAGCCAUCUAUCACCCUCAAUGAAGGAGUUCUGGGGAAAGACGUUAAAAAAAAGAAGAAGAAACCUGAGAAAGGCUUCAUGACACAAGCUAGGCAGCAAUGGCCGGGGAAGACUGUGUAAGAAAGCGCCAGUCUGGUUCCACUACAACCUGCAAGGCCCCUGAGAAUGAAGAAACACGGAGGAGACCUGAGAGCGAGAGGUCAUUUCAAAACUCAAGCAAUGGCCGGGUUGAUGUCGACCAUGUGAUAACAAGGAAAAUGCAGCUAAUAGCAGAAGCUGAGCAAUUGAAGCCAGCUUUCAUGAAGGAAGUGGACAGUCACUUCACAGAGUUUGUGAACAGUUUAGUGGCAAAAUCGGCACUCCUGGAUUCCUCAUCUUCAGCCUCCCCCUUCCCAGCAUCCUACUCAGAGAAGGAACUGCACAAAGCCAAGACCUUGAGGGCCCCUCCAGAACAUGGGAAGAUCUUUACUGCCAGGAAGUCCCUUUUGGAUGAGCUCUUUGAAGUGAGUCACAUCAGGACGAUCUACCACAUGUUCAUCGCUCUUCUCAUUGUCUUCAUCCUCAGCACACUUUUGGUAGACUUCAUUGAUGAAGGAAGGCUGGUCCUAGGGUUUGAUCUCUUGGUCUUUGUUUUUGGAAAGUUUCCAGUCGUCUUCUGUACUUGGCUGUGCAUGUUCAGUGCCACAGUUAUCAUCCCAUACAACCUUUUUGUCUGGUGGGCCCAAGGCUACUGCAGCUCCUCCCGUCGUGUAAUCCACUCUUUUUUCUAUGGGACGUUGUUCACGCUCUUCCAAACAGUGGGACUUGGAUUUGGACCAACCUAUGUUGCUGUAUCAUAUGCCCUGCCUCCAGCUUCCCGUUUUAUUGUCAUACUGGAACAGGUUCGUCUUGUUAUGAAGGCUCAUUCAUUUGUCCGAGAGAAUGUGCCCAGAGUCCUGUCCUCUGUAAAGGACAAGUCCAGCACAGUACCUAUUCCCAGAAUUUCUCAAUACCUGUAUUUCCUUUUUGCUCCCACCCUCAUCUACAGAGACAACUACCCCAGGAAUCCCAUGAUAAGAUGGAGCUAUGUGGCUACUAAGUUUGCACAGGUGCUUGGUUCUCUUUUCUAUGCCUACUACAUCUUUGUGAGACUCUGCAUUCCUCAGUUUCGAAACAGUAGUCAAGAAACAUUUAAUCUUCGAGGGCUGGUCCUCUGCAUCUUCAACUCCAUUCUGCCAGGUGUACUGAUUCUCUUCCUGGUUUUCUUUGCGUUCCUUCACUGUUGGCUUAACGCAUUUGCAGAGAUGCUGCGCUUCUCAGACAGGAUGUUCUACAAGGACUGGUGGAAUUCCACUUCCUAUGCAAACUACUACCGAACCUGGAACGUGGUGGUACAUGACUGGCUCUAUUACUAUGCUUACAGGGAUUUCCUUUGGUUUUUUGGUAAGAAGUUCAAAGCAGCAGCAAUGCUAUCUGUCUUCACAGUAUCAGCUGCUGUGCACGAGUAUGUCCUGAGCACCUGCUUUGGCUUCUUCUACCCAGUUCUCUUCUGCCUGUUUAUGUGCUUUGGAAUGGUCUUCAACUUCAUCCUUAACGACCGUCGGAAAGGACCUAUCUGGAACGUGAUCAUGUGGACAUCUCUCUUCCUGGGCCAGGGUGUCAUCAUCUGCCUGUACAGCCAGGAGUGGUACGCCCGCCAGUACUGCCCCUUGGAGAGGCCCACAUUCCUGGACAACUUAAAACCACGCUCAUGGUCGUGCCAUAUGAAGUUGUAAAAAUGGUGUGCUCUGGCCAUGUCAUCGCAGAAAAUCAGAGCUGUCCUCCAAGUGUUUGGACCAAUGACCUAACUCACUAUGGACUUUUUCUAAGGGAAGUGGUGCCUCCUGAUUAUUGGGGAGAAACUAAUUUUUUUUUACACAUUACUGGGGCAAACCAGUUGACCUGGAUUGCAACAGGCUUCAUAGGCAGCAUCUACAACGUGCUGUCCCACUUUGAGCCAUUUCCAUGCCAGUAAAACACUGAGCUGAAGGUGGAGUCUACUGGAAUCCUACUCAUCCAGGGAUUCCCCCAAGCUGCUGCUCUUCUGGACAAUAGAUGGUCCAGUUAGAUUUGCUCAUAGCUCAUUGCUGGCAUCCGUCCACCUUCCUUUAGCCACCCCUUUGCAAGUUUUUUUUCUCACUUUUGGUAAUGGGAUGUCUACAAAACUUCUAUUCUUUGGGAUCCCACCCACUGCCAUGAUGCAGACAAGUGGCAGAGCAACAAGGUAUUUUCCCCCUUGCUCUGAAAAUAGCCAAAGUAUUCCUGGAUGACUUUGAACUCCAUUCCUUGUAUGUUGGCUGCCUAAAACGGGCAGAGGAAGAGGGAAUGGUCAGUUUACUUGUGGCUGCAGUGGAGAAUCAGGUUCAGGAGCAGGGCACACUGUGUGCAGUCUUUGUAUGACUUUCUAUGCUGAAGAUCUGUUUUCUCUGUCUUCAUUAAGUUCCCAACAGGCUUACAGCAUUUUUGUUCUGUGAAGGCCUUUACAACUUGAAGAAUAGUUUUCCUUCUAGCUCUUCUCUUGCUCCAGAGAAUCAAGUAUUUUAACACAAAUAACUUGUAAAAGAGCUUUUGCUUUAAUUUGGCGGGUGCUUUAAGGUAUAUGAACUGUUAAGGCCUUGUUUGGUGUGAAAGAUUUGAGAUCCCACAGCCCAACUGUAAGAAAAUGCAGUGGACUUUGCAGGAAUGUGGCACGUUCCCAUCCACCUUGGCCACGUCCAGUUCAGCGUGCCAGCAUGUCCUGGUGCCUGUCACCAGCACGUGGGGUAGCAGCUCCUAAAGCGGUUGGUGGAAAACAAGGAUUGACCCAGUGACUGGAGGCAGAGCUGCAUCUUCAUCUGCCUGUGCCUCCUCGUAAGUCACUGAGGACUUCAAGUGAAGACCAGUCUCCAAAGUGCUGCCCACCUCUUGCUGGAAGAGGUAGAAGAUCCUCCCAUACACAUAAAGGGAGAAGCGUUAUGUGAAUUGAGUGUUUCAAUAUCUCUUGUAUUAGCCAGAGUCUCUUCAGUGCCCUUCUCCUGUCAGAUGUUAAGCAAAAAAGGGAGCUACACCACUCCCUAUCUUUCCUGGAAUUGCAGCUCUCGUUAUUUUGAGAGAGAGGGUGGCCUGGUAGAGGUGCCUCACCUUUGCUCACAAGCAUUUCUGAGUUACUCGAAUGUUCUUCACUGGCACUUUUUGGUAACAGCUUCUCCACGCUCACCUGCAGCCUAGGUAUUUGAUACCAGCAGUAUUGGGGCAUGUCUCUCAAUACACUUAACCCUGUCUUUUGGGCUUCUAGUUUUACCAACUGGAGUCAAAAGUCAUUUUGUGAAAGAUGGGUGAUACUUAAACUCUUCCAGGUUUUCAGUUUCCCCUGAGAAUGUAUCCUGCUCUUCAGAAGGGAUCUUGUGUAAGGUCACAUUUGCUAAAUACAACAUUUGCAUACAGGGCUCUCCCGAAAAUACCUCUUACCAGAACCUGCUUGUUGAGACAGUUGGGCUAAUUUCAGAAGAAAAGGGUUCAUGUAUGUACUCAAAAAUACUUGGCAGUAUUAGUAUAUAGAAUCUUGGGAAUUAAAUGAGUUACUUUCUCCUCAUUCAAUUUGAUUAAUCCUAAAUCUUUCACUGUAGCUUUUGUGGGAAGAAGGGACAGAAGUAUCAGAGAAACCAACCUUCCUUUUUGGGGAAAAACAACCUCAAACAAAAAACCCCACUCUUUGGCCAAACAGCUUUGCCACCUCCUUAGUAUGGAGUAAAAUCUAGUCCAGUACAUCUUAGUUGUGGUGCUUCAAACACUUGGAUACAGCUGUGACUGUGCUCAGACAGAGGGUUAUGCAUUAGGGACCUGAUUUGUCAUCUUGAUGCCUGUGCCAGGUCUUGCUGCCCUUGGCAUUCCCUAAAGGAGAUCAAAUCAUGGCCCUUGCUGCCAAGGAUUGGUGUUUCCCUCAUGAUUGGCACUGCUAUAUUUCUGAUAACAUCGGUAUUAACUAUGUCAGCAUCCACAGGGUUGUUUGAAGCCUGAGGGCUAAUGCAUCUGGCAAGCAAAAGGCAACCAGAAAGGGAUCCUCAGCUGUUGGAACUGGUCUUACGUAAUUUUUGAUGGAUUGAGGUUUUUUGCCUUGUAGAUCAAGGUGUCUGGCAACCAUGCUGUCAGAGCAUUAACAAUUGACAUUUGUUUCCAUUUCAUGAGGUUUUUCUAAAUAUUGCUUUUGAAUGUGAGCCUCUCCUCAUCUUUCUCAAGAGGGCUGGAAGGGAAAGACUAAGUCUUUUGCACAUUGCUUGUUCAGAGCCAAUUAUCCCACGUUUGUUUGAAUAUUAUUAGGCUGUGAGUGCCAGAGGAUGGUGUUCUGGUCAAUGAUGAGGAUGCUGGGGCUCACACCCUGCCCUUCACAAGUUGUUAAUAAUAUGAAUAAUAAUAUUUACUGGUUUCUGUGGUUCUUUCCGACACAAAAAUGGUGAAGCUCACUUCCGUGGUAACUCCCUCAGUUAGGAGGUGGGAAGCCUCCAGCUUUGGAAUGGCAGCCUGGAAUAACAUCACAAAAUCAGUAUUAAUGUGGUAAAAUGUAUCCUGGUUUUCUUAACUGUUUGUUCUCUGAAGGACUGAACCUCUGCAGAGUCUUCAUGCCUACUAUGUCCUUUCUGCUGGGGGAUUUAGCUCCCAGCCUUGGGAGGUGAAGUGGUUCUGUGUCUGAGCUGCUGACUGUGUGCUGGCCCACAGCAGAAGGCCGAGUAGGACAUGUUGUGGUGGGAGUGAGGGAAAUCCUGAUGCCUAUUUUUAAUAUAAGACAAAAUGGGUUGUGUCCAUCAGCCCUGCCUGCUGAGGGCAGCCGGAGCUGCUGGAGCUCCCACCAUCCGAACGUAGCCGUGCUGGCAGGCAGCAGCCCUGCAGGAGCUAUGAGCAGCCCCAGGGGGCUAUGGACCAGCUCCUUGCUGUCCUACUGAGCUUGGGCCCCUCUCCUCUCCCAGGGCCUGCAGCUGGACCGAGGAGCCCCUGCUACCCCUUGGCCUGCAGCGGUGCAGGAGAGGGACUCAGCAGAGGGUAGCCCAGUGCUGCUGCCACACGCUGCCAUGUGCUGGGACACAAGCCCUUCCCUCUGUGCCACCCCUGCCCUGUUCUGUCACGCGGAAGAGCUGUUUAUAACCCACUGUACUACAGCGGUUCAAAUAUAUUUUGCUAU